Panonychus citri (citrus red mite) is the source of this 2109-nucleotide messenger RNA. RefSeq names its product probable ATP-dependent RNA helicase DDX47 (gene pths). Gene Ontology annotation, molecular function: RNA helicase activity; nucleic acid binding; ATP binding. The record is from RefSeq and is a predicted model, not a curated record. The transcript is spliced from 5 exons. Lineage: Eukaryota; Metazoa; Arthropoda; Arachnida; Trombidiformes; Tetranychidae. The coding region runs from base 192 to 1604 and encodes 470 amino acids.
UAGAAUUCAGUUAAUCUCCUUGUUGUUUUCUGCCGAUUCUCAGUGUUCUUGUCACGUGUUACGAGCAUUGAAAGUAUCGAUUUGAGGUUUUCUGUUUAGUUUUGGUUUUGUUGCUCUUUAAAUUGGUGCUUCUCUUUUAUUGUGAUUUGGUUUAUUUUCUCUCUCUUUUCUAUUUUAUUUAAUUGACAAUUAUGUCGGACAGUGAAAGUGAUGGUCUUGGCGAUGUUAAUGAUGAACUUAUCGAUCAAGAUCCUCCAUCAGAUCGAGAAGAUUUAAAUGAAGAUGGUGAUGGUGACGAUGUUACUUUUGAAUCUCUGGGUGUUUCUCCUGUUAUAUGUGAAGCUAUUGAAGCGAUGAAAUGGACAAAACCUACGAAAAUUCAAAGAGAAACAUUACCAGUUGCUUUGGAAGGUAAAGACAUUAUUGGUCUUGCUGAAACAGGAUCAGGAAAGACUGGUGCUUUUGCUAUUCCCAUUUUGGAAUCUCUAUUGGCCAAACCUCAAGGACUUUUUGCUCUUAUCUUGACACCAACACGUGAAUUAGCUUAUCAAAUUAAUGAACAAUUUAAUGCUCUAGGAGCCAGUUUUGGAGUAAAAUGUGCUGUGAUUGUUGGUGGUAUGGAUAUGAUGUCUCAGGCCAUGGCACUUGCAAAGAAACCACAUAUUGUGAUUGCAACUCCAGGAAGAUUAGUUGAUCAUUUAGAAAAUACUAAAGGGUUCACUCUUAAAACGCUUAAAUUUUUGGUUCUCGAUGAAGCUGAUAAAAUAUUAAACAUGGAUUUCGAGAAAGAAGUUGAUAAAAUAGUUAAAGUAAUUCCAAGGGAAAGGAAUACUUAUUUAUUUUCAGCUACAAUGACCAAAAAAGUGCAAAAACUUCAAAGAGCUUCGCUCAAAGAUCCGGUCAAACUUGAAGUAUCAUCAAAAUAUCAAACUGUUGACAAUCUUCAACAAUAUUAUAUUUUUAUUCCUCUCAAGUACAAAGAAAUCUACUUGACUUAUAUUUUGAACAAAUUUUCUGGUAAUUCUUUCAUCAUUUUCUGCAAUACCUGUAAUGCUACCCAAAAAAUAGCAAUGAUGCUUCGUAAUUUAGGAUUCACAGCGAUUCCUCUUCACGGACAAAUGAGCCAAAGUAAACGACUUGGAGCUUUGAAUAAAUUUCGUUCAAAAGCGCGAUCAAUUUUACUAGCAACCGAUGUGGCCAGUAGAGGAUUGGAUAUUCCCCAUGUUGACAUAGUUAUUAAUUUCGAUAUACCCUUUCAUAGCAAAGAUUAUAUUCACAGAGUUGGAAGGACAGCUCGAGCUGGACGAUAUGGUAAAUCGAUAACCAUAGUUACCCAAUAUGAUGUUGAACUCUAUCAAAGAAUUGAAUUCUUGAUUGGUAAAAAGUUACCGCUGUUUGAGACAACCGAACAAGAGGUGAUGCUAUUAACUGAACGUGUAAUGGAAGCUCAACGAAUCGCUAAUUCGGAAUACGUUGAAAGUCAGGAUAAAGGGAAGAAAAGAAAAUUCCGUAAAGAUGAUAAUGAUGAUACAGGUGAAGCUUUAUUAGGUAACAAGAAGAUAAGACCUAAAUCGAAAUUGAAAAUGAAACCCAAAUUUAGAUGAACAAUAAUCUUAUUCCAAGGUUAAUCAAUUGUUUUCCUCAGUUGAGAAUUUCAUUUUCAUCCUUUACAUACAUGAGAUUUGUAGAUCAUAUUGUUGAUUAAUUUUUAUCACAAUUUGGAAAUGAUUCAAAUUAACUAUACCCCAUUGAUCAUCAUCUAAGUAAUCUAACAAUCAAAUAUACUGUUUGUAUAUAUAAAUAUAUUUUUUACGCAUGAAAAAUAUUUCUGUCACCAAUUGAUCAUCCAAACUGAUUGUGUAAACAAAGAUAUACUUCCUGACUGCUGAUUAUCAUUUAUUCAUAAACUCGUAUCAUCAAAAGUUUACCUGUUUAAUUGUAAUCAACAAUCAACUUGGAUUUUUCUUGACGAACAAAACAAAACAAAAAAACAUCGAACGAAAAGUUAUUCUAUCUCAUCUUCAAUUCUACAAUCAAAUGGAACAUCAUCUUUACUUUUCUUGGUUAAACAAUUUACAGAACUAAAAAGAAAUUGAUUUAAUUCACUAA